GGACCUUGAAUGCAGCAGCGCUGAUGAUCCACAGGAGUCAAAUGUCCCCAGCACUUGUCUCCUGUUACCUGCUGUAGGCUUGGCUACCGGGCAGGGACUGUUAUUAGAACUGUGUACCGUGCGUCUCAACAAGAGACAGUGGAAUGUCCAACAGAGGUCAGUCAGCAGGAAUAAGCCCACGUGUCGGUCAGAUUAGAAUAGGGAGAGACAGAGCGUCCCGUUACCCGGCGAGCAGUGUCCGGCUCAUUGAUUUGAAGGGGGAUGAAUGCUGACACAUCCACGCGCAGUCAGCGAAGGCACGCGGCUGACGGGUCGGAGAGCGGGCCAGAGUGAUGCGUUUCUGGGACGGGGGGGCACUUCUACGUAGUUUCUACUGGGGAAGCUCAGAGCAACAGCAACAGCAGCAGUAGCAGCAGCAGCGUGGGGGCUGAACACCUGGACCACAUUUGGAUAAUAUGUCUCUGCUGAAACAGCGGGGGAGAGAGCUCGAGCGUUUCGAUGGACUGUCGCUCAUUUACUGGACACUAAUGGGUCCAUAUGGAGUAGACAGAGCUGUUCAUUCCUUGGAGUUUACAGACUGUGAGAAUGGCCUGGGGAUUAAAGUGAUUGGCGGAGUGAAGGAGCUAACCGGAGAGGAGUUUGGAGUCUACGUCAAACGGAUUUUACCAGGUGGCCUUGCAUCAAGUGAUGGAAACCUGAUGCCAGGGGACCAGAUCCUGGAGGUGAACGGAGACAGUCUAGUGGGGGUCACAAGUGAAAGAGCUGUGGACAUCCUGCGAGCCGCCUCUGCAACCAAUCUAAUGCGCCUUCUCAUAGCCAGAGACGAGGAAGCAAAGAAAGAAUUUGCUGAGUUGCUGGAUAAGUAUGGAUCCAAUGGUAGCACAGGAUCAACGCGCAACUCUCCCAUACAGCAAGGAGGCCGCUACCUGGAAAGUACAUCAUCUGGUUCCUCGUCUCGCUCCCAGAGUCCUUUGCUGUUGAGCCCAGCGGGCUCUCAGAACAUGUACAACAACGGUGGGCCCAUGCUGCGCUCCCUCAGUCACCCAGGGGAAGGAGUGAUUCAGCUCAUUUCAGUGCCGCGAUCCAGCGGUCUGGGCAUCACCAUAGGAGGGGGCUCCAACCGGCCCGACGGCCCCGCGGUCUUCAUCCAGGAAGUGCUGUCUGGAGGAGACUGUCACCGGGAUGGACGCCUGAGGCCCGGAGAUCAACUCAUUGCCAUUAACAAGGAGUCCUUGAUAGGUGUGACCCACGAGGAGGCCAAAAGCAUGCUGAACAAAGUCAAAAUCAGCCAAGACAGUGCUGUGGAGAUAGCCUUCAUUCCAGGGAAAGGACUUUUCCCAAGCAGCACAUCUCUCCACAACGGGGUCCAGCGAGCCGCAGGCAACAGCUACAACUCCGGACGCUUAAAAGUCCACAUCAGAUCACCUGAGAUGUGUGCAGAGGAGCCAGCCCAAGUGUCCUCACCUUCUCCAGACAUCUGCCCACCAGAUAUCCAUAUUUCAGGUUCAGCCAGCCAGAGGUCGCCUACAGGGGCCAAACCUAAGAUAACACUGGACCCCUACAUUCGCCUCAAAUCAGACAAGUUAGACUUGGCUUUGUCCUAUCUCGGCUUGGAUGUCACAGAAGAGAAGAGGAAGAAGUUGAGACAGAGUCUGACAAUAGACCCACAAGGCACUGUGGCCUAUGGAGACUUGGUGGAGGCCACCCGGAACAUUUUCCAGGAGAACCUGGAGGAGCUGGGUUUAGGGGCGGGUCCCUUCAUGUUCUCCUAUCACGAAGCCGCUAGUUUGAUGGACACGUCCGCCUUCCACUCCCCCACAUAUGAAUCGGAGUGCAGCUACAGCAGUGAGGAGAUGGAGCAGUUUCAGACGGAGGUGAAGCAGCUGCAAACCCAGAUGAAGCAGCUCAAGGUGAUGCUGAAGGACAUGGAGCACAGCAAGAAAAGCCUGGAGGAGGAGCUGCAGAGGACCUCCGAGAAAGCAUGUCUGACUGUGGAGGACGACCCUUCUGAAGAGUCGUCUGCAGGGGCCGGGGUAGCCGGGGCCGGGCAGCGGCAGGCCAGCAGUGCAGAGCAGGACUACGAGGAGGUGAUCCAGCUGCUGGAGGCUGAGAUCAGGGACCUGAAGAACCAGCUGGCCAGCAAGAGGCAAGCACGAGGACUGGAGGCCACCAAGGAGGAGGUGCUAGAUCUGAACAGGAGGCUGACGACUGUCGACUGCCAGCUGAGGAAGUCGGAGCUGAGCAGGAAACACCUGGAGAUCUCCAACAGGAAGCUGCUGGGCUUUGCACAGAAUGUCCACAAAGUGCUGACGACACCCAGCCUGUUUGACGGCGGGAGCAGCAGGUCGUCCCCGGCCACCGACAGCCCCGACACCCCGUCCCCGCUCCCUGACCCCGCCUUCCAGCUGGCUGUGGAGGCCAAAGAGCUGGUGGCAGGAGCCUGCUCCCCCACUGCUGAUGACAACGCGUCAGUGGAGGCAGCGCUGGCCCCAGAUGUCGAGCCUCAUCAUAUGUGAGCAGCAAAGAGCCAGAGAGGGGCCCCCGAGAGAGAGGACCCCCGGGCAGGCUGAAUGAGCAGCUGAGCCCACCAUGGACCACACCGCGUUAAACAGACUGGACCCCGUCCAAUACACCUCCUCAAAAUAAUGACAUAACUUCCAUAAAUUCACAUCGUCAGUUCAGCGACAGCUUGAACACAACACAGCCAAUGUUUUAAUGCCAAAGCUUCGCUCACACGCAUCAAAUUGGUGUCUUCUUUUGAAAUAUUCGACGGUCUUUAUGGAGGGCUCAGCGGCGGGAUGUGUGUUGCCCUCAGCCCGGACCCGAGGACUCUCGCCGGUCACCCAUCAGUAACACAAGUCUUUGUGAGAAGUGCUCUGCCAAAUCAAAAGUCUGCUGGAAUCCGAUGUUGUGUUACUCUGACAGCAGGUGGCUGUUGGAGGCGCUGCAUGACCACGUCCACACACACACGCGCACGCACACACACACACAGACACACAGACAGACACAGACACACAAACACCCACACACACAGACAGACACACAAACACACAGACGGA
This is a messenger RNA of Perca fluviatilis (European perch), 3059 nucleotides long. RefSeq names its product syntaxin-binding protein 4. The record is from RefSeq and is a predicted model, not a curated record. Bases 456 to 2516 code for a protein of 686 amino acids. Gene Ontology annotation, molecular function: protein binding. NCBI's taxonomy places the organism in Eukaryota, Metazoa, Chordata, Actinopteri, Perciformes, Percidae. The transcript is spliced from 22 exons.